AUGUUGGAAAGAAGUGUCCUUCUACGGAAAUGGUACGAUCUGUUGACGUUGAACAAGGAGGACCUUGCUAAGCUGAUCACCUUUGAGUGUCUGGCGAGUCAGGCCGGGAUCCCUGCGGGGGUGUUUAACGUGGUUCCCUGCUCCAGAGAGAAGACCCCCUCUGUUGGGACGGUCCUCUGCACAGACCCCCUGGUGGGGAAGGUCUCCUUCACUGGAUCCACUGCCACUGGAAAGAUUCUCUUGAAGCACGCUGCCGACACCAUCAAGAGGGUUUCAAUGGAGCUGGGUGGCCAUGCCCCUUUCAUUGUGUUUGACAGUGCAGAUGUGGACAAGGCUGUGSRGGGAGCCAUGAACUCCAAGUUCAGGAACUCAGGACAGACAUGCGUCUGCUCCAACCGCUUCCUGGUCCAGAGUAGGAUCCACGAUCACUUCAUAGAGAAGUUGGGGAAGGCCAUGGACGCAGAGCUCCGUCUGGGCCACGGCUCUGACCCAAACACCACCCAGGGUCCCCUCAUCAACGUCCAUGCCUCUGAGAAGGUGGAGCACCAGGUAAUGGAUGCAGUGUCGCGGGGGGCCAAGGUCCUAAGGGGGGGGAAGCGUCUGGAUGGCUCGUUCCAUCAGCCCACUCUGCUGGCUGAUGUCACCACAGACAUGCUYUGUACCAGAGAGGAAACCUUCGGUCCUCUCCUGCCCGUCAUCAGGUUUAGCACAGAGGAGGAAGCACUUGCCAUUGCCAAUGCAUCUCAUGUGGGUUUAGCAGGGUACUUCUUUUCCCAGGACGUCAGUCAGAUCUGGCGGGUGGCGGAGAAUCUGGAGGUAGGCAUGGUGGGGGUGAACGAGGGUCUCCUCUCCACCCCAGAGGCCUCCUUCGGCGGGGUCAAACAAUCAGGCCUGGGCCGUGAGGGCUCCAAUUGGUAG
Molecule: messenger RNA, 918 nt
Organism: Salvelinus sp. IW2-2015
Lineage: Eukaryota; Metazoa; Chordata; Actinopteri; Salmoniformes; Salmonidae
Source: RefSeq, a predicted model, not a curated record